AUGGCCCAGCAGGCUGGUUACUCGCCCAGCUUCAAGCUGCCGACAGAAAUCAUGCGACUGAGGCGGAAAAGAGCUCGAAGCGACUCGUCUGGAAGCACCGAGAGUCCGGGACAAAGUAGGUCAUCCGUAGCAGGCACGCGACCUUUCUCUCCAGGGCCGCUGUUUAAGGACCAGAACCCCUCCAGACCUGGACUAAAACGCAGAAAUCCCUUUGCAACGAUUGAAAACACGUACAGCCCCCAAAAGAAGCUUUUUAUUUACGACGAGCACGGUGGAAACGGCGGCCCCAUCCACACAGAAUGGGCAGAAAAAGGCGGAAAUGACGUCACGACAGCUAAGGAAGGGUCAGCAUGUGGUGACGGUUUGAUGGAGAAGCAUCUCCCUGAAGAUGAAGCUCUGCUGGAAAAAGAGGAAGACGAUGCUCCCAGUCUGCUUCUCAAGAGCCCUGGGGGCAUUGCCCCUUCCUCCAUCACUCCUCCCAGCUGUACGGAGUAUCCAGCAGACUGGAGCUUGAAGACUCGGGUCCUCUUCACCUCCCCGCUCUCCCUAUCUUGGGCAGAGCAGCCAAAGGCCCAGGAUGAAGCGCUGGGGCUGACCCACAGCUGCAGAGCUCAGUUUAGCACCCUGCCACACAAUCUGCAGGAUCCGAAGUCCUGCUCCGAGCUCCGUUGUGCCUUUCAGCAGUGCUUGGUGUACUGGCAGCACCCCUCCCUGUCCUGGCUCUCUCUCUUCCCCAGGAUCAACGCCGAGAGAGCCUUCUCUGGGAAGAGCAGCCCGUGGGCUCAAGAUGCAGCGCUGCAGCAGAGUCUCAUGAGGGACUGGUCGGUCAGUCUGUCGUCUCUCUUCAGCCUUCUAAAGUCUGGACUGUGUCCGUACUUCUACGUCUGUUCCUAUCAGUUUACUGUGCUGUUCAGGGCAGCGGGUCUCGGGGGAUCAGACCACAUCACCGCUUUGGUUUCUCCCACAACUCGAGGUCUCCGAGAGGCAAUGAGGACUGAAGGUAUCGAGUUCAGCCUCCCUCUAGUGGAGAGUCAGAAGAAGAGCAGGGAUGACCUUGGAGAUGAAGAACUCAAGGAAAAGAUGUGCUGUGAUCGGGAGGAUGAGGAAUACAACGGCGAUAAAGGUGACAGCUUCUCGUGGCUAAAGGAGAUGGGACUCCAGGACAAAAUCAGGAAACCAGAUGGCAUCAGCAUACAACUCCAGAGGGAGGGGCAGACCACAGCUCUGGACCAUAAACCAGAAUCCGUUGUGUGUGUGGAGGGACCACACACGUUCAACCUCAUCAACUUCCUCAUCAACUGUAAGGGUUUGGUGGCUGCUGCCGGCUCUCAGACUGGGCUACCACCAACGCUGCUGGCCCCCACUGCUUUCAGAGGGGCUACCAUGAACAUGCUGAAGGGCCGCACUAUGAAUGUGAAGAGCCAAGUUGGUUCUACUCACCAGAACAUAAGCACUCUGGAACUCACAGGACCCAUCCUCCCCUCCUCUCUUCAUGCCAUCACAACCCUUUUGCGACUCGCGCAGAAAGGAAACUUUUCAGCUGCACUUUAUACGCAUUCACCUACUGCUGUUCUGAACGUGAAUACCAGUAAGGAACAGAGCAGCGGUGGGUUGGUUGACCUGACUGGCUGUGGUCUCCUUCCUGCGUCGAUCCAUCAGCUGGAACAGCCUGCCACCCUCUGCAAGUCUGCUCUGACAGACGUCCACAUGAAAAACUACAGCUACGCCUGGAAGAGCUGACGUGGACCCACUGUCGGUGUGUUUAAUCUGAAACUGUGGCGCUCUUAAGAGACUAUGAAA
Nematolebias whitei (Rio pearlfish) is the source of this 1800-nucleotide messenger RNA. Its product is annotated as protein downstream neighbor of son homolog. The coding region runs from base 1 to 1740 and encodes 579 amino acids. Lineage: Eukaryota; Metazoa; Chordata; Actinopteri; Cyprinodontiformes; Rivulidae. Gene Ontology annotation, cellular component: nucleus. The record is from RefSeq and is a predicted model, not a curated record. The transcript is spliced from 12 exons. Gene Ontology annotation, biological process: nuclear DNA replication.